AUGCCCCACCGCAGCGGUACUUCCACGCGGUCCGACAAUACAGCGACCACUACGACACUGCCAGAGAAGGUACAGUGGCCAUCGACAUUCACAGAUGGGCUACCCCUGCCGAAGAUUGUCGUGUUUGAUCUCGAUUACACAUUAUGGCCAUUUUGGGUGGACACGCAUGUCACGGGACCUAUCAAGGCGAUAGAGGGCGGACUGAAGGUCAAGGACCGCUACGGAGAGGCAUAUGGCUUCUACAAUGAUGUUGGAGGCGUAUUGGUAGCUCUCAAAGCCAAGAACAUCCUUAUCGGCGCCGCCUCACGCACACAUGCCCCCGACCUUGGCCGCGAGAUGCUCAAGCUCCUCAAGAUCCCCAAUUCGUCCGGCUCUUCGACCCGUGCGAUCGACUACUUCGACCACCUGCAAAUUUACCCUGGCAGUAAGACGACACAUUUCGAGCGCAUACACAGGGAUAGUGGGAUAGAGUACGAGGAGAUGCUAUUUUUCGAUGAUGAGAACAGGAACAAGAACGUCGAAGUGCUAGGUGUGACGAUGAAACUGGUACCACGAGGUGUAACGAGGGAUGUAAUUGACGAGGGAGUCAGAGGGUGGAGGAAGAGGCACGGGCGGGAACAUGUUUAG
Molecule: messenger RNA, 627 nt
Organism: Macroventuria anomochaeta
Lineage: Eukaryota; Fungi; Ascomycota; Dothideomycetes; Pleosporales; Didymellaceae
Product: magnesium-dependent phosphatase-1
Exons: 2
Coding region: 1-627 (208 amino acids)
Molecular function (GO): acid phosphatase activity
Source: RefSeq, a predicted model, not a curated record